AUGGUGCCCGCCUCGUCUUGCAGCAAACUGUUCGUGGGAGGUCUCAGCUGGGACACAACCGAUGAGGGUUUGAGGAAAUAUUUCUCGGAAUUUGGAAAGGUCGAGGACUGUACGAUUUUGCGUGACCACGAUGGGAGGUCUCGUGGAUUCGCCUUUCUCACCUUUGAAGAUCCAAGUUCGGUCAAUAAUGUCAUGAUCCGGGAACAUGUCCUGGACGGUAAAGCUAUUGACCCAAAACGCGCGAUUCCUCGUGAGGAACAUCUGCGCAAUACCCGGUAUUUUGUGGGUGGACUGUCGCAUGCUACAACAUCUGAGUCCAUGAAGGCCUUUUUUGGCACCUAUGGCAAGGUCGUUGAUGCUACCGUUAUGGUGGACCGAGAAACUGGGCGAUCAAAAGGUUUUGGAUUUGUCACCUUCGAGGAUGCGAGCAAUACAGAGCAACUGGUCAGCAAAGGUCAACUUGUUCUGGAUGACAAGGAGAUCGAGGUGAAAGUAGCACAGCCCCGAAGUCAGCGCGACCUUGCACGAAGCACGAAGCCCACGCAUGAGCCAGGCGUCAUCGGUGUGGACACCGGAUCAUCAGCCUCUAGCAUGGGCUUUGCGUCUCCUCAGCAAGCAACGAUCAAUCCCCAGCAGAUGGCCAUGAUGUACCAGCGUAUGAUGGGCCAAAUGCCUAUGGCAGCUGGUAUGCCUGCGAUGGGAAUGAGCCCGAUGGGUAUGUCAAUGCCCGCGUUCAAUGGCGGCAACGGCAUGCCAGGCAUGGUGUCCAUGGGUCCGGUCAACCCUCAGAUGAACGACUUCAGCAUGGGCGGGAACAUGGGCGGGGGCAUGGGAAAUCCAAUGAACGGCGGGAUGGCCGGAGGAAUGGCCAGCGGCAUGGCGAGCGGUAUGGCUAGUGGGAUGGCUGGUGGGAUGGGAACAGGAAUGGCUGGUGGCAUGCCCAGCGGAAUGGGUGUCGGAAUGGGCGGAGGCAUGACCAAUGGGAUGAUGGGAGGCAUGGGUGGGAGCAUGGGAGGCAUUGGAGGUGUCAUGGGCGCCGGGAUGCGGAUGGGUAUGGGUCCUAUGGCGAUGAGCCCGCCAGCGAUGGGCAUGAGGCCUUUCAUGGGCAAUCCCGCUAUGAUGAGGCAAGGCAUGAGUAUGAUGGCGCCCAUGAGCCCGAUGGCCAGGGCACGCGGAGGAGCGAUGAUGAAUACUGGAGUCGGCCCUGCAAGAAGUAUGGCUCGUGGGCAGCACAGUUUUCAUCCAUACGCGCGAUAG
Sparassis crispa is the source of this 1257-nucleotide messenger RNA. RefSeq lists its product as hypothetical. The coding region runs from base 1 to 1257 and encodes 418 amino acids. Lineage: Eukaryota; Fungi; Basidiomycota; Agaricomycetes; Polyporales; Sparassidaceae. The transcript has 4 exons. The record is from RefSeq and is a predicted model, not a curated record. Gene Ontology annotation, molecular function: RNA binding.